AUGUCGAAUGUUAUUGGAAUAAACCCAGAGUGUUUACAGUAUUCGAAACAAGAUUUUCAAGUUUCGGUAGCUGUGUAUAAAGCACGCCAUCUGCAGGUCCUCAAUGCGGAUACUUUCGUACUGGUGUCGUUGGCUGGUAAAUACAAACGGACCAAAAUGGCAUAUCGAACUGAUUGUCCUUACUUCAACGAUUAUUUUAGUUUUGAGCUGCGCACCACCAAACAGGAGCUAUUGAAGAAAAGUGUCCUCUUCCAGUUAUAUCGUGCCGCCACGUGCACUACGAUGGGUUCCUGCGUCGGAAGAUUCAGCAUCGAUCUUCGAACAAUAUGGGACCAAAUCAAUCAUGGGUUCAUCAGGAAAUGGGCCUCCUUCGAUCCAGUGGAAAACCCUUCUACGGGUGGCUUUCACCAGGGGGUUUUGAUGAUCGACGUGUUCAUAGUACCCUCGUAUGAAACGCCAACUCCAGUGAUUUUUGAUAAGAUUGAUUUUGACGUCAUCGAGAGUAAUUUGUUGAUGCCGUAUGAAAACUGUUCCACAGCACGUCGAGUGCAAUACAGUUGUAGUAUACGUAGCUGCCAUUUCACUAGGGCUGCUAAAUAUGUCAUACAAAUCUCGUAUUCAGGACAAAAAGCACGUACAAAGUCCAGUCCUUUCGAUAAAACAGUCAACUGGAAUGAAAAGCUAUCGUUCAACGGAACUUUUCCUUCGGUGAAUCAAAAUUUUCUCAUAGAUCUAAUAACGGUUGACUGCUGUUGUUGCAGUACGGUUGCAACCAAAAACAUAAACUUCUCAUCAAUCUCGAAACGCAUAUCCGGAAUCGAUCAAUUACCAACCUUCGGCCCGACGUGGAUUUACUUUUAUCAUGGACCGCAGCAAACAUACUUUGCUGGAAAGCUUCUCAUAUCGAUUAGCAGUGAAGUAGCGCCGGUUCAAUCCGUUACAUAUCGUAAGCCGCAGACGACUAGUAUCCUGGAUGCCUUUGCAGCUUCAAACUAUUGGGAGGAAAAAACAUUCGUGGCCAAGAUUUCCAUUACCGGUCUGCAAUUGUUCCAUCACAUUCAGACACCGAGCGUCUUGCUGUAUCUCACAUGGGGUGAAAUUUACUCGGAAUCAGUUAACGUGGCGAUGGAUAGAUUUGAAGACGGUUAUGCGGCACAUAAUCAAGCCAUGCGAUCUGGCUGUGCGCAACUUACCAUUGCCAUACGCGCACCUGACUAUAUGCACAAGUAUUUUCUCAAAGCAACCGUUGUUAAUGUCUACAAUAGUGUGAAAAAUGUGAUCGAAACACUGAACUUUUAUAAACAACAACGUGUAUUUAAUGACAAUGCGAUGAAACAAUACUUGAAUAAUUGUAUGAUUGCGUUAGAGACAACAUUCGGCGAGGCAAUAGAAACAGUGAGCUCGGGCAGCUACAAAAAGCAUACAAAAUGGGACCAAAUGACUAAAGAUUAUGUCGUUGAUUAUUUGGUCGUCAACCAAACUAGAAUUUGCCAUCUCCAGCACGAAGUUCAAGAAAAUGAGCAUUCAAACAAUAUUCAUGCUACCAUAAAAUGUUUAUUAGAUGAGCUAAAUGCAAUUCGGACGGACUUGCAAAACCUUUCACACGACGAACAAAAUCGGCUUCCAGAUAUUCUGUUGCAUUUUGCUCGUCCCACACGAGGGUCGCCGGAUGCAGUUCACCGGUUCAAUACGAUUGAUUACCUAUCUGCGACAAGCACUUUGGGCGUGACUAGCUUGCUGGGCGGAAAACGAUGCACAAUUCUCCCGAGAUCACUGAAUUGCCGUCAUUCUUGUCCGGAUCAAUGCGGUUGUAUCCACGCAAAGUUGGACUACGUAAUGGUAAUCGAGGCUGAACCAAAUGGCGAUUUUUCAUCACCGCAAGUGCACGCGGAGGCAAAUCACGGCACUGAACAUGCUGCAAACCUUCAGCGGACUGAUUUCCACAUAGGAUCCUUGCAGGUUGACUGUAAGAUUCACGUACACCAGGGACGAUUUUUCAGCACGCACGAUGAGAAUCAACUGUCUGAUGCCAAACUGACUGUUCUUUUCGAAAACUAUGAAACCACAUUUUCACUUCGGGCGUUGGGAUUUUUAGAAUCUUCGGUAACCUGGGACCAGGUCGCUAAUCUUCAAACCGAAGAAGAUGAACUUAAUGUGCAUCGCUUCAACACGGUUUUGCGCUGGGUUCCGAUGUACAAUAAUGGCAUUCGAGUGGCGGAAAUACUCAUGUCUUGCAACAUUUUGGAGGUGCAGACGACGGAAAGAAGUCAAACAGGUGUUGGUGUCGAAUGUUUUCUGGUGCAAAGUUUGCCACAGGAAAUUGCUCCUCAGUUUUGUGUCUUCACUCUGCGUGUGUCCUUCGAAGGCCUUCGCCAAAUUUAUCGUAAACCAUGUGCCACGUUCAAAAGAAUGCGUGUCCUUGUAAUGGUUGGAAAUGGAACUGUAAUAAGUGGCUACUCGGGAAUAGUUCACGGUCACAGUGUCAACUUUCCAGGUGGAUGCGAAACCACCUCUCUGAAUCUUCCGCUUGAAACACACUACUGGCCAUCGGUCAUUAUAAAACUUGUAGACUAUUCUGAUACCAAAAGACCAACAGUUGUCAGCCUAGCCAUCGUUACGAAUCCAGAGUGUUUUCUGGAAAUCACACAACCACCGGUCAGGAUGGAUGCGAUAGAUGGACAGCCUGCAAUAAUUGAUGUUACCCCUAGCUCCACCGACGAUCCUGAUCGUGCUGGGACCAGUUGGGUAACACCUUUGCCAAACAUCGCCACUCUGAUAGCAUCAAAAGUAAACGCAUACAAACCGAACACAACUACCAAAUCAACCCGCAAACUCCGCCGGAGAACUAGCUCUAAUACGCAGACUUGGUGGACGAAAUUUUACUCCAGCUUACAGGAUAGAAUUUUUCAGAGUACUUCUACUCCCAUUAAUCUUGCGGUUUAAUAGGUGUACGAUAGAGAACUGGAAAACGUUACAAAAUUUAGUGGAUUUAAGGAUUGGAGUGGAAAAUACCCAUUGUAUAAAGUUAAACGCACCAACGACUCGCUACUUCAAAACGACCUGUUUGGUUUUGUGAAGUGCAAAAUUUCUAUAGUGCCCGAAGAUUUGGCACCAUUAACGGCAUCCGUAAGUUUCAAACCAUCUUCGUCGGUAACUUCGCAUGGCGGUUAUGUAGUCGUCGUUGUUUACGUGGUCCAGGCACUAAACCUAGCAUCGCGAGAUGUGUCAUCAGAAUCGGAUGCUUACAUUGUUCUCACCUACGGUAAGCGAUGUGUGCGGGACCGGGCAUACUACAUUCCCAAUCAAUCGUCACCGGUGUUUGGCAGACGGUUCGAGCUAGAAGGUGAAUUUCCAAGGGAUCAAAUGUUACAGCUGUCCAUUUACGAUCGUGACUUUGCAUCGCCCGAUGACCUCAUAGGAAGCACCUUCAUUGACAUUGAGGAUCGAUUUCGCAGCAAGCACCGGCCGGGCUUCGGGUUACCGAAAGUGUACACUACUCAGGGCUACAACCAGUGGCGCCAUGUACUAAAGCCGUCCCAAAUGCUACAGCGGCUACUUGAGGACCAUCGUCUUCCGUUUGCUCCCCGAAUUGAAGGAUCCAAAAUAAUGGUCGGUUCUGCAGAGUUCGCAGCCGACGAGAUCGAUGCGCACGAAAGUCAAUCGGAGCAGCUGUGCCUUCUGGCGUUGAAUAAUUUUGAACAGCUCGCCGAGGGCUGCUCGCUCACACCGGAGCACGUGGAAACGCGUUCGUUGUAUCACCCGAAACGGGGCGGAAUCGAACAGGGCAAAGUUCAGCUGUGGGUCGAGAUUUACGAACCGGAUCUCCCGCAUCCGCGGCCACUUGAUAUCACACCGCAACCCCCGAGGCCUUACGAACUUCGUCUUAUUGUCUGGAAUACGGCCGACGUAGUGUUAAACGAGCGCAAUAUUUUCGGUACCGAGAUGAGUGACAUCUACGUUAAAUGCUGGUUGCAGGAGUUCACGGAAGCCCAGUCCACGGACGUUCAUUACCGGUCGCUCACCGGAGAGGGAAACUUUAACUGGCGCAUGAUAUUUCCGUUCCACUACUCGCCCGCCGAUGCCACGAUGGUAAUCCGACGCAAAAAGGCGUUCUACGAGCGAUUCGAUACCGAGAUCAAGUAUCCACCGGUGGUGAGCGUGCAAAUUUGGGAUAAUGACUCCUUUUCGGCGGAUGAUUUUCUUGGCACGCUGGAGCUGAAUCUGUCCCGCCUGCCGCCACCGGCCAGUAACGCCGAUAGGUGCAAGCUGCAUGAGGGCUUCGGGGUGAAAAAUCAACGUUUCGUUAACCUCUUCGAGGAGCAGCGCGUUAAAGGCUGGUUUCCGGUACAUGGACGCAGCGCGAACCGGAAGGACGAGAGCUCAGAGCGAACGAACGACAUAGUAUUGACGGGCAAGAUUGAGCUAGAACUAGAAGUACUAAGCCAAGGAGCUGCCGGCCAGAGCCCGGUCGGUAUGGGCCGGAAUCCACCGCACCAUCUUCCCGAACCUCUGUAA
This is a messenger RNA of Anopheles cruzii, 4515 nucleotides long. It is a transcript of the gene mfr, whose product is annotated as otoferlin. The transcript has 17 exons. Gene Ontology annotation, biological process: plasma membrane organization. The record is from RefSeq and is a predicted model, not a curated record. NCBI's taxonomy places the organism in Eukaryota, Metazoa, Arthropoda, Insecta, Diptera, Culicidae.